Molecule: messenger RNA, 1608 nt
Organism: Hippopotamus amphibius kiboko
Lineage: Eukaryota; Metazoa; Chordata; Mammalia; Artiodactyla; Hippopotamidae
Gene: GPR55
Product: G protein-coupled receptor 55
Exons: 1
Coding region: 16-1041 (341 amino acids)
Biological process (GO): positive regulation of Rho protein signal transduction; phospholipase C-activating G protein-coupled receptor signaling pathway
Cellular component (GO): membrane
Molecular function (GO): G protein-coupled receptor activity
Source: RefSeq, a predicted model, not a curated record
CUUGUAGGAAUAAACAUGAGCCAGCACAACCAGAGCAAGGAUUGCUCCUUCCAUGAUGUGGAUGAGCUGAUGAAAACUGUGCAGCUGGCUGUCCACAUCCCUACCUUCCUUCUCGGUCUGCUCCUCAAUUUGCUCGCCAUCCGAGGCUUCGGCUCCUUCCUGAAAAAUAGGUGGCCCUACUACGCCGCCACCUCCAUCUACAUGAUCAACCUGGCCGUCUUUGACCUGCUGCUGGUGCUUUCCCUCCCGUUCAAGUUGGCCCUGUCCCGCGUGAAGGCUCCCUUUCCUCCCUUCUGUACCCUGGUGGAAUGCCUCUACUUCAUCAGCAUGUACGGGAGCAUCUUCACUAUCUGCUUCAUCAGCCUGGACAGAUUCCUGGCCAUCCAGUACCCACUCCUGGUCAGCCACCUCCGAUCCCCUAGGAAGAUCUUCGUGACCUGUUGCACCAUCUGGGUCUUGGUGUGGGUGGGGAGCACUCCUAUCUAUAGCUUCCAUGGGAAAGUGGAAAAUUACACGUGCUUCCACAAUAUGUCUGACAGCACCUGGAGUGCCAAGGUCUUCUACCCCCUUGAGAUCUUUGGCUUCCUUCUUCCCAUGAGCAUCAUGGGUUUCUGCUCCUCCAGGAGCAUUUACAUUCUGGUGGCCCGUCGGGACUACACCCGGGACUGGGUCCAGCAGAAGGCCUGCAUCUGGACUAUCGCAGUCAGUCUGGCUGUCUUUGUGGUCUCUUUUCUCCCGGUUCACCUGGGUUUCUUCUUGCAGUUCCUGGUGAGGAACGACUUUAUUAAGGAGUGCAGAGCCAAGCAGAACAUCAUCUUUUUCCUGCAAUUGUCCAUGUGUUUCUCCAAUGUCAACUGCUGCCUGGAUGUUUUCUGCUACUACUUUGUCAUCAAAGAAUUCCGCAUGGACAUCAUGGCCCAGCGGCCUUCCAGGGCCCAGCUGGUCCUCCAGGAUACCAUGACCAGCACGGUUAAGGGAAGAAAGCUGUGCUUGGAGGAAGGAAACCUCAGUCCCAAUUCCACAGCAGAUGCCUCUUCCUAGGGCUCUGAUGUGGUUGGCUGACACACGGCACAUACACAGGUGUGCCGCCCGUCCCAUGAUGUUCACUUGAAUGUCGUCUUUGCUCACUGUGGCCCCAAAACCUUUCCCCAGCACCCAGACAACUGGACAUAAACCACUCACUCUCUGGGGAGCUCUGAAGAACCUAAGACCCAGGUGAAUGUGUGAUUUCUAAGCCCAAAACGCAUGAGGCAGAAGAACUGAGAAAGAGAAUGAGACCAUCUGAAUAAGGCUGUUCCCAACUCCUCUGUUCUUCUGUGAGGCUAGAAGAUUCUGGAAAGGAAGCGUGAGAGGAGUUAGGAGAGAGAAUCAAGAGGGUUGGGCAUGGAGGAGAGAUGGAGCGGGAGGGAUGGACCAAACUCCUUUUGGGGUUCCCGGUGUGGAGCGGUUGCCCUUUCUGGUCUCUUCUGGAGCUCUGCUGGCCAAUGACCUCACAGAGAUGCCAGCAGUGGGGGUGACAGGGGAGAGCAAGUAUGCACAGAGAGCCCCAAGUUUUCUAGUGCCUUGGAAAGGCUGGGAGGCCAGCCAAACCUUCCCGUGCCCAGGAGA